AUUUGAAAGAUCUAGUGACAGGAAGAACGACAGUACAAUUUCCUUAAACUAACAGCUCUGACAUUAUUUUCAGUUAACCAGGGACCAACAAACUCUGAAAAUCCUGUGAUUUCACCUUCAUCCAAACACUCCCAUUCCUACUCCUUUCAUUCUUCCAACUGCCCCACUCUUCCAAGAGUUGUACACCAAUAUAGCCACUUUUUUUUUUUCCUUUCAAUUCCUUCAACUCACCAACCCCAAUUUCUCAAACCUAAGGCCUCUGAGCUCCCCCUGCUUUUGUGUUCUGAGCAUUGAGAUCCUCCGGGUUCUUGUGCAACCCUAGGUGAUGCUGAAUCUUUACAAGCUGAUGCGAAUUUAUAUUUUUCUGGUAGUUAUUAUUGUUGUUGUUAUGAAACUCAAAGUUCAUUUUUUUGUUUGCUGAGUUUAUGUGAUCCUGGAUCACGUAUAAGCUAAGUUGUAUAUAGCAAAGCUAGGGAUCUUUCACAUUUGACUGCUAGAAUGCAAAGUAUGUUGUGUUGUUGACGUGCUCAUCCCCACCAUUCCUCUCCUACCACCUUACUGGGAAGGAUAUAUAUGUAAUCAAUAACAGGUUGAGAGUAUCUCGUCAAAUCUGUUUCUUUGUUUCAAAAUAGCAAAGAUAUCCUAUAAUCCAGUGCUUGAGAAUGAAAAGUAGAGAACUGUCACUUUUGGAAAUGUCAAAUGGGAGGGAAAACGGGAAUCAAAUUUAUCAGACGGGUUUGCUUGAGAUUGAGCAAUUUGGAAUUUGGAACUGAAAUUAGAUACAAGACAUUCACCUAUCAGUGGAGGCACUUAAUUCCAACACAUUUGUUUAAGCAAGAAGACAAUUGACAUGCAAUACUUGCACUUGUGAUCAGUUAAUUGUUGGAAAUCCAAGUGUGACUUUAAGUAUCACAUUGAAUAGAAAUGAGAAAAUGAAUAAAAACCCAUUAACUAUUGUCUUAAGAUUUUUGAUUGAAAGUAGCGUUAAUCCUUAUGUGAUUGGAUUCGGUCUUAUUGUUGUUUUUAUGUUUUAUGUCUUUCAAGUGAACUUCCUCUCUUGAUAGAUCUAAUAUUGAUCUCUUAAUUUGAACCAAUCUUUAAAGCAGGCAAGCAGGUGGUUGUAAAACAAUUGGAUGUAUUUUAAUCUUCUUACUAUUUGCUUGUUAUAAUGAUUCUUUUCUCAAUGUUGCUCUCUUCCUAUAGUCUUCUUUAUUCUUUACAGAACGAGGAAGCACACCGUAGAUUUCUUCUUUUGUUUGACUAUUGUAAUUUUGGUUCCAUUGUUUGUAGUACUGCUGAAAGUUAUUAUUGAUUAUCCUAGAGCAAGAUGUAGUACUGCUGAAAGUUAUUGUUGAUUAUACUAGAGCAAGAUGAAGUUUGCUUGCGUCGUAGACAGAUGUUAUGGUUAUCAUAAUGGUCCGUGGAAGAGAUGCCUGUUGGGAACACUGUGUCCUGGUUGACGCAACUAAACAAAAGGUCAGAUGUAAUUAUUGUCAAAGGGAAUUCAGUGGAGGUGUAUACAGGAUGAAAUUUCACUUGGCUCAAAUUAAAAACAAAGAUAUUGUUCCAUGCACCGAAGUUCCAACUGAUGUACGAGACCAUAUUCAAAGUAUAUUAAGUACACCCAAGAAACCAAAAACUCCCAAGAAACAUAAGGCAGAUCAAGCUGCUAUUUCAAAUGGUCAACAGAAUAGUUCGUCUGCUAGUGGUGGAUUGCACCAUAGCCAUGGGUAUAGUGGACAGAAUGGUAUUGCUUGUCCAUCUUUAUUAUUUCCACUUCCUUCGCCAUGUGCCCAGCCAAUAGUGGAUGAUGGUAAAAUGCAAAAGCAGGAUGAUGCUGAUAGAAAACUUGCCAUAUUUUUCUUCCAGAAUUCUAUUCCUUUAAGUGCUGCUAAAUCCAUGUAUUAUCAGGAUAUGGUGGACGCUAUAGCUCAGUGUGGUGUCGGCUAUAAAGCACCAACUUAUGAGAAAUUAAGGUCUACUCUUUUAGAAAAGGUGAAAGCUGAUAUUCACAAUGAUUAUAAAAAAUACAGGGAUGAGUGGAAAGAAACAGGAUGCACAGUCUUAUGUGAUAACUGGUCUGAUGGUAGGAUCGGAUCACUUGCUGUGUUUUCUGUUGCAUGCCCAAAAGGAACGUUGUUCUUGAAGUCGGUUGAUGUUUCAGGUCAUGAAGAUGACAGUACUUACUUGUUUGAGCUUUUGGAGUCAGUUGUUCUGGAAGUUGGUUUAGAAAAUGUUGUUCAGGUUAUGACAGAUGCCAGUGCUGGUUAUGUUUGUGCUGGAAGGCUUCUCACAGCGAGGUAUAGUUUUUUGUUUUGGUCUCCUUGUGUCGCUUAUUGUAUAGAUAAGAUGUUAGAGGAUAUUGGUAGACAAGAUUGGGUUAUCACAGUCCUGGAAGAUGCAAAGACAAUCACACAGUACAUUUAUAGUCAUGCCUGGAUUCUGAAUAUAAUGAGAAAGUUUACAGGUGGAAAGGAAUUGAUCAGACCAAAAAUUACUAGAUUUGUCACUGAUUUCCUUUCCUUGAGAUCUAUAGUGAUGCAGGAGGAUAAUUUAAAGCACAUGUUUUCUCAUUCAGAAUGGUUGUCUUCCAUGUAUAGCAGACGUCCAGAUGCACAAGCCAUUAAGUCAUUGCUAUAUUCGGAUAGAUUUUGGAAGCAUGCGCAUGAAGCUGUGAGUGUUUCUGAGCCACUGGUUAAACUCCUAAGGAUGGUUGAUGGGGAUAUGCCUGCUAUGGGUUAUAUAUAUGAAGGAAUGGAGAGUGCAAAAGUUGUGAUCAAGGCCUAUUAUAAGGGAGUCGAAGAGAAAUACCUCCCAAUCUGGGAAGUUAUUGAUCGAAGAUGGAAUAUGAAACUUCAUUCAUCACUGCAUGCUGCGGCUGCAUUUCUUAACCCUUCGAUUUCUUACAAUCCAAACUUGAAGAAAGAUUUGAGGAUGAGGAAUGGGUUUCAAGAAGCCAUGCUCAGGUUGGCAACUACAGAUAAAGAUAAAAUGGAAAUUACCAAAGAACUUCCUACUUACAUCAACGCCGAGGGUGCACUUGGGACUGAAUUUGCUAUUUUGGGAAGAACACUAAAUGCCCCUGGGGACUGGUGGACUAGUUAUGGUUAUGAAAUCCCAACGCUUCAGAAAGCUGCAAUGAGGAUACUUAGCCAACCUUGUAGUUCCCUUUGGUACAGGUGGAACUGGAGUACUUUCCAAAACAUACAUAACAAAAAACACAACAGGGUGAAGCUGGAAAAAUUCAGUGAUUUGGUUUUUGUGCAUUGCAAUCUUUGGUUAAAAACCAUUUUCCGACGUAGGAAAGCAAAAUCUGGGGCCGUUAUCUAUGAUGAAAUAGAUUGUAGCUGCGAAUGGCCCUCUGAGAUAGAAUGUUUGCCCCCACUUAUGGAUGAUUCGUGGUUGGACGAUCUUCCCCUUCAAUGCAGAGGAAGUCCUUAG
Vigna umbellata (rice bean) is the source of this 3441-nucleotide messenger RNA. The record is from RefSeq and is a predicted model, not a curated record. NCBI's taxonomy places the organism in Eukaryota, Viridiplantae, Streptophyta, Magnoliopsida, Fabales, Fabaceae.